AGCGCCGUUCCCACCGCACGCCGCGUGCUGCAUUCUCUGCUCGCAUCGCCUCCAGCGGUUCGCUCGGCUGUCGUUCGGCAUUGCUACGAAACCAGCAUCGUGACGAGAUCUUUGGCGACGAUAUCAGCACGCGAACGCGCGGAUGAACGCAGAUUUUGCUCCGGCGCUCAUUCUCACAACUCCACGGCAGGAUAUAGAACACCCUCGUAUAUAUCCGGCGCUCGUUUCCAGUCGUCCAGUCCGAUUCUUACCUCAGCGACACCACCCGACUCAACACCACCAGACUCUCCGAAGCAGAAAUCCCGAGCAGGUCGUUUUCUGUUCACGUCGACACUCUUCAUUCUGUCCCUUGUUACCGGCGCCGCAAUGGCAGCAGCCCCAAGCCUGGAUGCCGUCAAUGGCUUCAUGAAGCCUCCCACCGACGCCGAGACUCUCCACCUAUACGAACCAGAUACUCCCACGGCUGCAGAGAUCAACGAACACAUUGUCAAUCACCCUCUCGCACAAAGGCUGCGAGCACAAGAAGGAAUGCGCGAGUCAAGACCCCAUUUGAAGAUCCCACCUGCGAUGCGCCCUCACAACCUGACAGGCGGGACAUUACUUGGAGAUAACAAGAUUGAAGUGCCGCCGCUCAACUUCAGCGAUGCAGAUGCAGAGCUGCCCACUCUGACCCAGAUCGCUUAUCUAGGGUCAGGGCUGUGUGGGCAUCCUGGCAUUGUGCACGGAGGGUUGCUGGCUACACUGCUUGAUGAGGGAUUAGCAAGAGCAUGCUUUCCAGCGUUGCCGAAUAAAGUUGGAGUCACUGCGAGUCUGAAGAUUGACUACCGAGUCCCAUGCCCCGGGAACAGUUAUGUGGUACUCAAGGCAGAGACAACAAAAGUCGAAGGCCGUAAAGCGUGGGUGAAGGGUUGGAUCGAAGUUCUAGGCGAAGAAGAUGGAACUGGCACCAAAGUUGUGGAGGCCGAGGCCUUAUUUAUCGAGCCUAAGCAGGCUAAGCAGAUGGCUAGAGUGUACAGCACGCAAUAG
Messenger RNA from Cercospora beticola, 1026 nucleotides. RefSeq names its product PaaI family thioesterase. The record is from RefSeq and is a predicted model, not a curated record. Lineage: Eukaryota; Fungi; Ascomycota; Dothideomycetes; Mycosphaerellales; Mycosphaerellaceae.